AUGAUUUUUGGCCCAAACGAAGUUAAGCAAUCGGCUAUUCGUGAAGAAAUAGCGAAUGUUUCGAACAAUAAUGAAUGUCAAGCGAUAACGUCACAACUAGAAAGUCAAAACGAAAGAUGGAAAGAAAAUCUAAAAAGAAAUGUUGUUGAGCAAGCUGCUCUUCUUCUUCUGAAUCAUGUAAAUGUGUCAAGUACACCAGACAUUAUCACUGUACAAAAAGAUAUAACUGAAACAAAUGAUAAUAAUAAUAAUAACUGGAAUGCAUUUUCGUCGUGUGUGGAUUCCCUUAUAUCAAAACAGCAUAAUUAUCGAAUAGACAAAUGUUCAUCGUGGUUAUCAGCGUUACAGUCGAACAAGAUUCAAACUAGUAGCAAUCCUUCGUUCACAUCAUUGUGUUUGAAUAAUGGAUCGUUAAUUACAACGACUUAUAGUGAUUGCCUACCAGCUACUUGUAAAGAACUAGUGAAUAGAAAAACAGUUGUUUUUGACAAGUCUUCCUCAUCUUUGAACAGUUUCACAUUCAAUCGCUACUGUAAUGUGUCAGCAAAUGCGUAUAUACCAGAACGACAAGCAGUAAUACCUCAAGAAGAGCGAUUCCAAGCGCCAAAUGAUGAUGGAAUGACUUUUCGACAACGAGUACUACCAGAAGCAGAAGCACAUAGGCAACCAGUAAUAAUGGUGCAUAAGAAAAAAUUGCGUCGGGACUAUUUUCUGACAUCGAUGCAAGGCUGUUUUCAGCCGACGUAUAGUCGAAAUAGUUUUUACGCUUUUGAUGCCUUUAAUAUGAAUAAACUCCGCCGAGGUCUGAGAUUAGAAGAACAGUGUGAUAAUGACAAUGAGGAUAUCUAUAGAGAAAGAGAUUUUAAUGAAAGACGUCAAUCGAGAAGGAACUUGCGAAUUUAUCAACCGUCCGAUAGUGUUGAUCAAUCACGAGAUCAGCGUAAUAAACGCAAAGCGGAAAGAAACAUUGAAAAUUGUCGUCCGGAAUGCAUCUGUUCUGAAAUACAAUUGAGGAAAAAACAACACAGGGAAACUAUAGGAAAGAAGGAGCAUGAAAAAAUAAUGACUGAACUUCAUCAACAAGAAGCAGAAUGCCAGUUACUUGAAUGCUGUUCUAAAUCGUGUGUGGAGGUGAAUAAGAUCAAUUAUUUACCAAAUGAAAAUAGUCCCACUACAGUGGCUAGAGAAACAUCAGUUACACCAUCGAUCAAGCACAAACCAAAUCCAGGUCCAUUGGAAGGUGAAAUAACUACAACAAGUCCAACGAGAAAGACUCGAACAUCACAGAAUAUGUUGAUGAGAUUAGAGAAGAUUCUGGGACUUUGUCAUGAACUGCGUACAUUAGCUAAAGAUGUUGAAACACACGUUAAUGUUACCAAUGAACAAUCAGAUAAAUCACCAAACACACAAAUUCAAUCAUGUAAAUCAACCACAAGCAGCACAAAGCCGAAUGCUGCCAAUGAUGAAGAUUGUCAAUCCCAGAUAGAUAUUGGCGAAGAAGUAAAUAUUCAAACUGAUGUUACUUCGAUGAGUUCCGCUCGAUCUUCACCGCCAGUACCGACAACAACAGCAACGACUAAGAUACCAAUAACACGCAGUCCAGAAGACAUUUGUUUAUGUUUUCUACAGUCGUUUCUUCAACAAGCAGGCCAGACAGAAUGCAUAUUGUCAUCUAAUGAAGAGUUGUAUUUAAAAGAAUUGACUCGAGCGUAUCUCUUAGGAAAAAAUGGAACAUGGAAAGAACUUAACAAAGUUUGUCAGAAACACAGAAUGGAAAAUUUCAUCGAUAAUGAUGAAUUCGUACCCUCUGCAUUGCAAAGAACGAGUUGGCAAUCGAGACAAAGUGUAACAACAGAGCCACUUUUUUCUAUCAAUGAUGACGAAAUAUUUAUAAAUCAACAACACAAUACAAAAUAUCAGUUAUUUAUUUUAGAACCAAUGGGUAGCAAACCGACAACAUGUAUACCAGGAAUAGGAAUCAAAUAUUCAAAACUGUUAGCUAAUUCGGGUUUUUUAACGGCAAGGCGUCUAUUGGGCUUUUACCUAAUGAAUAAAACAAACUCUUAA
Molecule: messenger RNA, 2067 nt
Organism: Didymodactylos carnosus
Lineage: Eukaryota; Metazoa; Rotifera; Eurotatoria; Philodinida; Philodinidae
Source: the annotation of a GenBank genome assembly